AUGAAUGAGAAGAAAAGAUACGCUUGGCUGGAAAUGUACGCAGCCAGAAACAAAGCAAUGACAUACGAUAGCUUUGGUGUAACAGAACCAUUCAACGAAUUCUUUGAAGGAAUAUUAAAAAUCAAUCCAAGUCUAACCAUAAAAAGACUUUAUAUUACAUCUUUGCAUAUUGCCGGGGUAGUUAACGAUACAAAAGCGGAUACGAAGGGCUGUGACUAG
Messenger RNA from Nematocida parisii ERTm1, 219 nucleotides. RefSeq lists its product as uncharacterized. The transcript has a single exon. The coding region runs from base 1 to 219 and encodes 72 amino acids. NCBI's taxonomy places the organism in Eukaryota, Fungi, Microsporidia. The record is from RefSeq and is a predicted model, not a curated record.